AUGGGUGUCACCAGAGAUAUCAUCAGCGCGGGCGACGGUACCAACUUCCCCAAACCGGGUGAUACCGUCAAAAUCCACUACGUCGGAACUCUAACUAACGGUACCAAGUGAGCGAACUCUUUUCAUUAUCUCGCCUGAUGCCGGUCCACAAAAAAGUAUGGAACCUAAUAAUUUAUGCGGGCGGACAGGUUCGACUCGUCUAGGGACCGUAAUGAGCCCUUUGUCACCAAAAUAGGUGUUGGGAGGGUUAUCAAAGGAUGGGAUGAGGCCGUGCCUCAAAUGAGCCUUCGAGAAAAGGCUACACUCACCAUUACCCCGUGCGCCACAUUUCAAUCCAAAUUCGAUCUCGAAGCAUCUACUUACGUUUGUAUUAGUGACUACGGCUACGGCGCGAGCGGUUUCCCCCCUGUUAUCCCCGCGAACGCUACUUUGAUCUUGUAAGUUGACACCUCGCUGAGAACCCGACCAAGCGGAAACUAAAAGUUACAAUAGCGAGGUCGAGCUCCUCAAAAUCAAUUAAGACAACCCUAGGCUGGCAGUGAAACGGAGGGAAUUAUGGAUUCGCAGAAGUUGUCGCUGAGAUUCAUUCUCGCAUAAAAUGGAUAUUAAAAAAAAAAAGCUGGAUCAUGAUCGCUUUUACCGCGGUGGGGUUCGUGAUAAACGUGCAAGAAAAAAAGAAAACUCGGGGGAUUUCCUAAUUCACCUACCACAGCGUAAGACUAACGAACGCCAAUAGCCCACGUUGGACGACCAGCGGCCAAAGCCAAGCAUGAUGGUAAUAAUCCAGAUGGGAUGGUAUUGAUGGCGUGAGUACCGUAUGCAAUUGUCGAAUCCUGAUCUGGUCAAGCUUUGCCUGGCAGUGCGUGAAGAGAUGAUAGAGAUCACAUAUUACUGGUAAUAUUUACGUUUCCCACUCCCGAAUUC
Messenger RNA from Tuber aestivum (summer truffle), 924 nucleotides. The record is from the annotation of a GenBank genome assembly. NCBI's taxonomy places the organism in Eukaryota, Fungi, Ascomycota, Pezizomycetes, Pezizales, Tuberaceae.